UACCAUUUCCGAACGGACUUCAGUUGAAAACUCUCUCUCUCUCUCUCUCUCACACACACGCAGAGCGAAAAACGGAAUUUUCCCGGGAAAGUAAAAGGAAAAUUCACUCUUUUCUCCUUCUUCAAUCCUUGCAGUAAUUCUUCUGUUCCAUCGACAUCUGUGUGUUGCUGAGCUCUGAGUUUUCUUUCUCGGUUCCCUUCUUGCUAAAGAUUGAUGAAUUGGGUGUUUUGGGAAUUAGGGUUUCAUCAAGUGCUUUGAUUUUUGUGUUGAGAGAGAGUUCUUGUAUCUUUACCAAUGAGUGGAUGAGGAAUCCUAAUCUACGUAGUUAGCUGUGGGAAUAGUGAUUACUGAUGGAUCGGAAGGUCUCUCCGAUCUCUGUUUUGUGCUUUCUCUGCUUAAUUUUGGUGUUUUAUCGGUUAUCCCAAGUCUCCGGUAAUGCCGAAGGUGAUGCCUUGAAUGCGCUGAAGACCAACUUAGCUGAUCCUAACAAUGUCCUGCAAAGUUGGGAUCCUACCCUUGUCAAUCCCUGCACUUGGUUUCAUGUUACGUGCAGCAGUGAUAAUUUUGUCACUAGAGUUGAUCUUGGAAACGCAAAUUUAUCUGGUCAACUGGUUCCGCAGCUUGGCCAGCUUCCAUAUUUGCAGUACUUGGUUGAUUGGACUGAUUGUGGAAUUCUGGUGGAACCGGAACUUUAUAGUAAUAACAUAUCUGGAAGAGUUCCUUAUGAGCUCGGGAACUUGACAAAUUUGGUGAGCUUGGAUCUUUACCUGAACAACUUAACUGGUCCCAUUCCUGACACAUUGGACAAGCUUCAGAAACUACGUUUCCUGUAUGAGUUACACAUUCCUCAGCCUUUCACUAUUAUAAUUAAGUUUGUUUACCUUACUGAAGUUUUGCCUGAGUAG
Ilex paraguariensis (yerba mate) is the source of this 905-nucleotide messenger RNA. Lineage: Eukaryota; Viridiplantae; Streptophyta; Magnoliopsida; Aquifoliales; Aquifoliaceae. The record is from the annotation of a GenBank genome assembly.